Molecule: messenger RNA, 3367 nt
Organism: Tilletiopsis washingtonensis
Lineage: Eukaryota; Fungi; Basidiomycota; Exobasidiomycetes; Entylomatales
Exons: 3
Coding region: 338-3163 (941 amino acids)
Biological process (GO): regulation of DNA-templated transcription
Molecular function (GO): DNA-binding transcription factor activity; sequence-specific DNA binding
Source: RefSeq, a predicted model, not a curated record
CCUUCCUUCCCACCUCACACGCACGCGUCGCCAGGCUGCAGCCAGCAUCGACGAGCCUCGCACCUCUCUCACCCUCUCACCCUCACAGCCGCCGCCGCAUCGGCUGCCCUCGCGCCUCCAGCAGCACCGCCACACGCGUCCUUGUCCUCCAACGCGCAGCAGCGCGUAGCCCCGCACCGCCGCUCCGUGCCCUUCGCCGCACCGCCGCUCCGUGCCCUUCGCCGCACCGCCGCUCCUCCGCAUUUCGCAGCACCGCAGCUGAGAGCACGGCUCUCCUUGAGCACCCUCGCACUCGACCAGCCCGCCUGCCGACGCGUCACGCCUGCUCCCGCACGCCAUGGCCACCGUGGCCCCACGCACGCGCGGCCCGACGCGCAGUCCGCAGCGCCAGACGGGCUUCUGCGUGCCCGCCGUGGCACAGACAGGCCUGUCUGGCAGCGCCGCGGACGGCGACACAGACAUGGACGACCAGAGUGGCGAGCAGCCGCGGCAGCAGCCCAUGGCCAUUCCCAAGCUGGCCGCCAGCCCGCCUGCAGGCGCCGCAUCGCUGCCGGCCAGCUCGCACUCGCCUGCCGAGCUGCCCACGCCGCCCGACGGCGUCAGCCUGGCCCCCGGCUCGCGCGGUCUCGCGGCGCCCGUGGGCGCGGCGCGUGCUGUGCCCAGCAAGCCCGGCACCACUCCCACACUCGGCUCCUUCUCUCACACGCCCGGCAGCGUGGGCGGCGCGUCAUCCUCGGGCGCCGGCUCCUGGGACGCUCGGCGCACCUCCGCGCAGCACCUCUUUGGCCUCUCUGCCUCGUCGCGCAGCAGUGCCGCCAGCAACAGUGGCGCCCGCCUGCAGCCCUAUCUCUCCACCUCGUACCGCACCAGCGCCGAGCGCGGCGGCGACAUUGACGACGAUGACGACGACGACGACUCUGUCACCGACGACAUGGAGAUGGACGAGGCAGACGACGUCUUUGGCUGGUCGCCGCGCGGCGUCUCGGGCGCCUCGCCCUCGGUCACUGGCGGCGCGGCCUCGGAGCGACUGCAGGCGACGCGCUACACGUCUGCGACGCCGGCACCUCUGGGCGAUGCCGACGACUCAGCAGGCGUGUUCAGCUUCUCCAGUCCCUGCUUCGAGGCGCGCAGCCUCGAGAAUGGCGACGGCGACGUGGACAGUCUGGCGCCUCCUACGCCGCCCUCGCCGCCGCUGCCGCCGUCGAAUGGCAGCGGUGCCUCGAGCGCAGCGCGGCUCUCGGCCAACGCCGCGCGCGCCCGUCGCCUCAUGAGUCCCGGAUGGACGGCCGCGACGCUCUCGCGCAUGACGCUCGGCAGUUCCGAGGUCUCGUCGUCUCCCAACGGCAGUGGUGCCGGCCCCUCGAGACCCUCGCGCCCACCGCUCAGUGGCUCGUCGGCCUCGGCAUUCGCUGUGCAGUCUCGCUCGCUGCCCUCCUCGGCCGGCGGUCCGCUUACGGCAGCGCAGCAAAGGCGUCUGAGCUUUGGUCGGCGUCCGCCACCGCCGCUGGCGAGCAACAGCUACUCGUACACGCAGGCCGCCAAUGGCAGUGCCUCGCCUGCCUCGUCCGGCCUCUACGUGUCGCGUGCGGCUGCCGCGUCGGCGUCUCGCUCGCGCUCGCGCUCGAGACAGCGAACCGUCAUGCCCGAGGGCACGCCGCGACUCUCAUCGUCUGCUGCCCUCGAGGGCGAGGUGGAUGACGACGAGACGGACGAUGAGAUGCUACUGGACGAUGCAGACGGCGGCGGAGGCGGCGCAUAUGGGCUUGCCAGCCAGGCCACGAUCCGAGGUCGUCGCGCGCCCAGUGUCGAUGCGUCACCCAACGGCAAUGGCGCCUCUGCGCUCUCUGCACGUCUCAUGCCGCCGCAUACGCCUCAGCAAGCAGCGCCGUGGACGCCGCAGCCGACCACGACGAUGUCUGCCUCCUUCGAGCGAGCGUACGCACACAUGGCGCCUGGCGGCUCGGCGCUCGCGCGCGGCUAUAGCUCGGAACGCCACCACUACAGCCACGGUCAUCAUGCGCCUAGUGCGGGCGCGCAUGCUCUCGCGCUCAGCAGGCAUCAUCCCUACGCGACCAGUCCGGGCGGCGCGGGCAGCCCAUUGACAGUCGGUGGCUUUGCAGCAUACUCGCCGAGCGGUGCGGCGGGUGCCAGACCCAUCAACCGACGAGGCAGCAGCCAGCAGCCCAGCUCUGCGGGCUUCGUAGGUACGCCGCCUGCCUCGUCGCUCGGCGCUGGCACGCCAGGCUCGAGUCUGUAUGGCGCAUCACCACGCAUCGUCAGCACGGGCACCGGACCGCCGCUAUAUGCCUUUGGCGAUGAGGCGUCGCGCGCCGCAGCAGUGGCAGGCGGUGCCUUCUCGCCUCCUGCCGCGGCUGCUACGAGCUCGACGCCCUCGCGCUCUCUCCUGUCCACGUCUGCCAGCUCGCGCGGCUCAGCAAACAGCAGCCAGCCCCGGCGCGCUGCUCGUAAGUCGCGCGGUGGCGCCGAGUCCGACGAUGAGAGCACGGCGCCCGAGACGGCCAGCACCACGCCAGCGACUGGCUCCUCGGUGCCUCGCAGCUCUGCACCUGUCGCCGCAUCCAACACGACGUCGGUGGCCGGCGAGAACCCGGAGAUGACGCAAGUCAACGCCAUCCGCGAGCGGCUCGGAGGCGCCGCCAACUGCAGUGCCUUCAUCUCGAAGCUCUGGUACCUCAUGUGCCACCCCGAGCUCUAUGCGCAGUACAUCCGCUGGAGCGAGGCGGGCGACUCGAUCAUUCUCUUCUCGGACACGGACGUGGCGAAUGAGUUUGCCGCCGAGGUGCUGCCGCGCCUCUUCAAGCACGGGAACAACGCCAGCUUUGUCCGACAGCUCAACCUGUACGGCUUCCAGCGCGUGCCCUCUUCUCGCCUUCUCGAUGCAGCCGAGCAGAAGGCAGCCAAGCGCCCCGGCGGGCUGCGCGGCGUCUCGGGCAUCUCGACGGCGCUGCAGCUCUACGGCCCGCACUCGUCGUUUGCGCAUCCGCGCUUCCUCAAGGACGAGGAGCAGCGCCUGCCGAGCAUGAAGCCGCGCUCCAGCAAGAAGCCAAAGAAGGGCGCUGCUGCUGCUGCGCCUGCGGCUGCUGUCGAGGCGGAUACGAGUGCCGUCGUCGAGUCGGACGAUGACGACGACUUGGCCCUGUGAACUCCUUUCGCGCUCGCCUUACCUUCCUUUCUCCGCUCCUGGAUACCCGUGCCUCUGCCACACGUGCCCGCCGCCCCGCUGUAUAUCCGCCUCCUCUCUCUGCAUCCAGUCACCUGUUCCGGCCCCACGCUGCUCCCUCUCUCUGCUUUCCCGAGCCUUCCAGCGUCCAGAGUGGCCCGGCAAUGACAGCAUCCUCACGAACAG